Messenger RNA from Prunus armeniaca (apricot), 924 nucleotides. The record is from the annotation of a GenBank genome assembly. NCBI's taxonomy places the organism in Eukaryota, Viridiplantae, Streptophyta, Magnoliopsida, Rosales, Rosaceae.
AUGUCAGCUAUUGGAUAUACAGACAAGCGAGUGAAGUUGGACAAGACCAUAAGCCGGAAAGAUAGCAAAUAUUAUGGAGCACUCUCUGCCAUGGCUGCUAAAAUAGCGUAUGAGAACGAAGCCUUCAUUAAAAACACAGUGGAAAAUCAUUGGAAGAUGGAACUAAUUGAGUUCAACAACUUUUGGAAUGAUGCAUGGAGCACUGACUUUGAUAUUUCCUGGUUCGACUACGGGCCUCUUGGAAAAGUGCAUGGUGGGUUCAUGAAUGCCCUAGGCUUAACAGAAAAGGAAGGUUUGCCUAAAGAACUCAAACAAGAUAAUCACCACCCAUUAGCUUAUUACACCAUCAGAAGACACUUGAGAAAUCUUGUGCGGCUCGACAAUAACACAAAAUUUAUAGUGACGGGUCACAGCUUGGGAGGGGCCCUGGCAAUUCUGUUUACCGCGCUUUUGGCAUUGCACGACGAAGAAUUAUUGUUGAAAAGAUUGGAAGGGGUUUAUACGUUCGGGCAGCCAAGGGUUGGGGAUGAGGUAUUUCAAAAGUUCAUGGAGAAACAAACGGAAGUUCACGACAUUAAGUAUCAUAGGAUUGUUUAUGGUAACGAUCUGGUUCCUAGGGUGCCCUCAGAUAACCCUACAUUCUUGUUCAAGCAUUUUGGGACAUGCCUUUACUAUAACAGCUUCUAUAAACAAAAGGCGCUUGAAGAAGAGCCAAACAAGAACUACUUUGAUCCGACGGCGGCAAUGUCCAAGCACCUAACUGCAAUUUGGGAGCUCAUAAGAAGCUUCAUAAUCCCAUACGCAGAGGGGCCUGAGUACAAAGAAAGUUGGUUACUCAAAGCCAUUAGGGUAUUUGGAGUCAUUAUACCAGGUGUUGCAGCUCAUAAUCCCCAAGAUUAUGUUAAUGCAACCCGUCUGGGAUAA